UGGGGAUAUGGUCAAGAAGAGAACUUGUAGACUAUGAGGAGUUAUAUAUUCUAUGCAAGGUGAAGGACAUGGUGAAAUGCACUCUUUCUCGCAACUUUUUUCUCUGUGCACACUCUAACACUCUACAACCAACAUCACCGUUGCAAAUUACCUUCCUCGCGAGCAUUCCACUACACGCUACGCUAACUACAAUGACCAAGGCACAGAGAAACGAGUUUACAUUCUACAACUGUGUUCAGGGACUGCUGGACAAGAAAGCGGCGGGUCUCCCGGUCAGGGACAAGGACAGGCCUGCGUCAUUGACUAAGUCAGAAAAAAACUACUUGCUUCGGCUGCACUCAACUGUGCCAGUUCAGGUGAAAAACAUCCUUUUAAAUGUGUUUGUCCAAUUUGAAAGGCGCGAGGAUAGAAGCAUGGCUUUCAUCUGCGUCUGCAGAAAGCCAUUCCUGACAAGGCGUAGGCUGAGCAAGCAUUACAAACGGGUCUGCACCCAUUCCAACAUCCCGACUAAUGUUCCAGGGCUUCAACUUAUUGACAGCACUCAAGUUCUCCCUGAUGAUUUGGAGGUCGUCAAUGCCUCAGGAAGAGUGGCUGGUGCAACUAUCCGAGAGUUCAUGCGGGACUUGGGCAUUGCAAAUGCUCAACAGCAACAUGCACAGCGCAUGCAAAUCAUGGCGCUUCAAGACUCUAUUGCUCAGAUUGCAGCAGGUCAAGGGCAGGGGCAAGCUGUGCAAGCUGCUCCUGCUUCUGCUUCUGCUUCUGACACCGGACCUUCCAGUCCGGUUUCUACAAGUAGAAAGAGAACACGCUCUGACGCCCCUCACUUUGGAACAUUCAGGCCCCCUAGUUAUAUGUCUCCAACUGAAAAAAAGUAAAAUAAAAAUGGCAGUUUGAUGGAGCGAGUGUAGAUCGGUAUAAAAAUUAGGCAGAUGUAGAGACGGGAAAGCGCAUGGUCUCGCCUUGCUUAUCAUUUUCCACAAUAGUGAAAGCUAGGUAACUCCCUACGCGUCGGGAUGCUUGCAAUCGAUUGGAGUAUCUGAGGUGUCGGAGGAUCUAGGGUGAAAAGGG
Molecule: messenger RNA, 1068 nt
Organism: Gamsiella multidivaricata
Lineage: Eukaryota; Fungi; Mortierellomycota; Mortierellomycetes; Mortierellales; Mortierellaceae
Exons: 5
Coding region: 69-875 (268 amino acids)
Source: RefSeq, a predicted model, not a curated record